CUCCCACCUCCCCACCCAUUUACCUCGAAGGAAGAAGAGCGUCCCUGGGAAAUUUGCCGACAAAUUUGACGGAUCGACCGGAAAAGAAGGCGAAAAGCGGCCAAUUUUCAAUUGCAGAGGUGUACCUGUGACCGCAGGUGAACAUGUCGCGGCACCGCGAUUCAGCAGUGGCGGAUUGCAAGGUCUACGUCGGAGAUCUGGGUGAGUGCUCCAAUGCGUCCAAGCAAGAGCUGGAAGAAGCAUUUUCCUACUACGGACCCUUGAGGAAUGUUUGGGUGGCCAGAAACCCACCCGGCUUUGCUUUCGUCGAAUUUGAAGAGUGCCGAGAUGCUGAGGAUUCUGUCAGAGGCCUCGAUGGAAGGACCAUCUGUGGCCGUCGAGUUCGAGUGGAAAUGUCAAAUGGCAUGAGCAAGUCGCGGUUCAGGGGUGGCAACAGCCGUCGAGGCCGCCCCUUCCACCCUGAAGACAGAUGCUACGAAUGUGGCGAGAGGGGCCACUAUGCCAGGGACUGCUCCCGCUACAGCCGCCGUGGUGGCGGAGGCAGUGGUGGCGGCGGCGGACGUCGCAGGUCUUACUCUCGUUCCCGCUCUCGCAGCCGCAGCCGUCGCAGCAGAUCUGGAUCCAGGUCGCCAGCAUCCAGGAGCCGCUCCAGGUCACGCUCUGUCCGCCGCUCUCCUGCUGACAGGAAGAGCCGCAGCCCUAGCCGUUCCAAGUCCAGAAGCCGUUGAUUAGCAGGACCAAAUGACGAAAAGUAAAACAGAGGCGGGUGUUCCACGACAUGGACCUGCGAUUCCAUCAUAAGAAAAAAAACUUCGUACUUUUAGCUUAAAGUUAUAAUUUAUCGUACAUUUUUCUAGAAGUAAUCACAUACUGAUGAUAGAUUAUCGCAGUUUGCAACAGCACGAGGUGCUUGUUUUGUUUUCAGUAUGAGUUGAUGUGUAAAACCAGCAGAUUUGAGUAGUUUUAGACGACAUGUAAAAUGCACUAAUAAAUAUUUGGCAAUUCUCCUCAUGAAAUAAA
This is a messenger RNA of Neocloeon triangulifer, 1020 nucleotides long. Its product is annotated as serine/arginine-rich splicing factor 7-like. Gene Ontology annotation, molecular function: RNA binding; zinc ion binding. Gene Ontology annotation, cellular component: nuclear speck. Bases 144 to 728 code for a protein of 194 amino acids. The record is from RefSeq and is a predicted model, not a curated record. Gene Ontology annotation, biological process: mRNA splicing, via spliceosome. NCBI's taxonomy places the organism in Eukaryota, Metazoa, Arthropoda, Insecta, Ephemeroptera, Baetidae. The transcript has 5 exons.